Symbiodinium natans is the source of this 507-nucleotide messenger RNA. Lineage: Eukaryota; Dinophyceae; Suessiales; Symbiodiniaceae. The record is from the annotation of a GenBank genome assembly.
AUGGCCCUGGUGCUGGAUGGCAUUAACCCCUUUGUUGGGGCGGCCUUUAGCUUUGGACUGUCGGUGCUCCAAGCAUUCACGGCUGCCAAGAGUCAGCUCAACUUGGCUCAGGUCUUGAGUGAUCUCCGCAAGCAGAUCCUGGAAGAGGUGGAGGGCUACGUGUCCCAAGAGUUUGCGCAGCGGGAUCGGAAUGACGCCAAAGCUGCGGCGGUGCAGGCAACCAACUUCUUCCUGAAGGAUUGGAGAUGGACAUGCUCAGAAUCUUCCGGCAAUGCCUCGCAAAUCUGGUCCUGCAAGCAGCAGAAGGCGGCCUUCACAGAUGCAAUGAAGUCAGAAGUGCUGAAUCCUGAAAUACUGCGGACGGUCUUUGGAGAAAGCUGCGUGGACCCAGACGGGCGGCCCGUUGAAGAUCCGAACAAGAUUUGCGCGGAGUUUCAGUCCGAGACGCUGCUUUGGAACCAGUCGGCCUUUGUGGAGAUGUACCUUCAGAAUUCACAACUUGAUUGA